Hibiscus syriacus is the source of this 544-nucleotide messenger RNA. RefSeq names its product putative ion channel POLLUX-like 2. Gene Ontology annotation, biological process: monoatomic ion transport. The transcript is spliced from 4 exons. Bases 50 to 529 code for a protein of 159 amino acids. Lineage: Eukaryota; Viridiplantae; Streptophyta; Magnoliopsida; Malvales; Malvaceae. The record is from RefSeq and is a predicted model, not a curated record.
AGCACAAGGCGUAAGAGGCUCAAACAAUACUAUUCCUCUCAAGAAAUCAAUGCUAUGCAGCUAUGGUUGGAAAAUUUGUUCACCUAACAAUGAUCAUAACAUUGUGCGCAAUGAAGGAAAAUGGGAAGUUGAUUGUCAAAAAGCAGUGGAUGUUUCAAAUAAUUCAAAUGUCAAAUUCUCAAGGAUUGAUCUACAGAAUAGUUAUCAGCUGCUGGGUCAUCAAGCUAUACUGAUCACUGGAACUAUGUCAUCAUUUUUCUUAUUGCGACUAAUGCAAUUAGAUUUUCUCAACACAUUAACGAAGAUGUUCCAAGGCCUAUUUCCACGUCUAUUUCAGACUUUGGCGGCUAGAAGCCUUCCACUUGCCUGCAUAUCUAGUUCCUUGAAUAAACCAACUCCUCUUAACUUAGACUUGUCCUUGCCUUCAGUUCUGGAUAUUAGAUGGAAUUUUUCACGGUUACUGUAUUUAUUCAAUAUUCAAAUGGAGAAAAAUAUUGCCACGUUUCUUGUGGAUCUCCUAGUAGCAUGAUUCUCAUUUGUUGUU